UCGAUUUUUUUGUAUGGUAAAUACCCACUUCCCAAUUGGUGAAGAACGUAGCUUUCCUGACGUAAUUUCUCCACGUGAGCUUCCGUACGGUUCAUUCAGAUGAGCGCUGCAAAGUAGAGCGAGUGUAUGGAGGGUUGGUGCAUGUUAGAAUUGAUCUACAUUUCUUUCCUGUAGUGUGGCCGUCUAUGCAAUGGUUUAUUAUUUGGCCAUAGUAUGUCUAGUGUGCUUGUUUGCAUGUCUCUUGCUGGUUGGUGAGCAUGCAUUAGACAGCUAGCAGAGCUAUCUUGCUCACUGCACCAACCUAUUAUUAGCUAGCUAACUAGCUAAUAAUAACUAGCUAGCUAAUUUAUUGUAAUAACGAUCAAAUAGCGGAUAGGUUGAUGCAACACAAUAUCGUAGCGGGAAACUACUAUAUUAAAAACACAUAAGUUCGUUCCGGGCCAUCUGUUAACAAUGUAAAUAUAUGUCAUGGGCUCGGUUAGCACAACGAUGUGAGUUUCCGAAUUUCACCAUGCACGGAACGUCCCCAGGAAUCGUUACUAAGCGUUAGUUGGCUAGUAAAAACAGCAGCGAGCCGACAGGGCACCACCACAACGCAUGAGUCAGAAGCCGGACUCCUUCAGUGCUCUCUCCCUUGCUGCUGGUGCUCAUCUUUCAUUUUAGCUUUGCGUCGUGGGAGGGAAAUACUCUACGAUGAACAUUGGAGGCAGAAAAUGGAAACUGUGGAAAAAAGGAACAAAGGCCUAAUAUCUCCUAAAUUGUUGGAUCGAAAAGUAUUACCCAAAAAUGGUAAGACAGGUAUGAUUGUUAAACAUCUUCACAACACAUUUAGACUUCAAUAUAGUUUGCAGAUUCAGUCCAUCGCUCGCUCAGAAUGUGCCACUGGCUCCUGUCCAAAUUUGAUGAUGAGUAGGAAUGAGCACCACGAGCCGCGCCCUGUCCCUAUGACCCUCACCCCCCAGCUGCCCCCAAGGGCCCACCGGCCCCUCUGCCUCUCCGUCUCCUCAGACAGCAAUGGCCGCUUCAAAGCCCUGGAGACCCAGGAGUGGAAGAACAACCUUAAAGCCCAGAUGGAGCAGGCUCACAGCGCUGGAGCGGCCAGCAGUACAGGCUCCCUGGAGCGGGCCUCAUUGUUCUGCGCCUCUGGUUCAACGACGGCCUCCAGCUCUGGCCUCUCCAGCCCCGUGGAGAACCUCACCAAGAGCAAAUCCUCCAGCCGCUUCUCUCUGUUCUCCCCACCCUGGAACAGCAGCUCAGAGUCCGACUCCAACCCCCCGUCUCGCUCGGGCUCCAAAAAGCUGCGUAGCUACAGCAUGAGGGUGGCCACGAAUUCGUCCGGGAUAGGGGUUGGGUCAGGGGGCAGAGUCGGCCCACCAGAAAUACCCGACCCGCCCAAGCCGACCGUCCCGGAACACUUCCAGUACUCUGAGCCGGUCAUUUCCAAGGUGACGGACUACAUCUUCGUGGGCAACCUGAACGCCGCGUACAACGGGCGCACACUGUGCCGCAACAACAUCGACAGCAUCAUCGACAUGAGCAGCCUGCCGGGAGACCCCGGGCCCAGCCUCAGCCUCAUCCCCUGCACCUGCUCCCGGGGGGCUCGCCACAGCUGGUCCCGACUGAAGGUGGACAUCUGCGACGUUCCGGACGCCCUGGGCGAGGGCAGCCCCGCCCUGAAGCAGCGCUGCUUCGAGGACAUAAACGAGUGCAUCGAAGCCUCCACCGAAAAACGGAAACGCGUGCUGGUCCACUGCCGGGACGGGUACUCCCUGGCCCCGACGUGCAUCAUCCAAUACCUCAUGGUGAAGCAGAAUAUGCGGCUGAUCGCGGCCUACGAGGUGCUGAGGGCCAAGUACCCAGUCAACAUCAGGGAGUGUCACCAGAACGUUCUGGUUAGCCUGGAGAGAGCUCUGCGACCCGGAGGAAACGUGGACCCAGAGUGCUUCAAGCAGGCCAUCUCAAGGAAAGUGGCCUGGACCUGACUGUUUUUGUUCAGUUCGGCUCUUGUUAUUUUUGUAAUCUAAUUGUGGCAUUUAAUGGAUAUUUUUCUAUGGGUGUAUUUUUUAUUUAUUUUUGGACAGCUUUAUUUUUUACAUUGUAGUCAACUGAAAAUAGUGACUUGCCACUCGUGAAACAUCGAAAUUCUUGUGAAAGUUUACAUGGGAGUUGAUAUGGCCACUUUUGAAUGGACUUGUCUACAGAAGAGGGAGGUCAUUCAGUGUUUUGUUGUAUACAGCUGCUAGAUAUGGAAGAUGUUUCAUUCUGCAUCGUGACUUCUGGCUGAAGGAACUUUGUGCCACGUUGGUUUAUAUAGGCGUGCCAAUUUUUAUUCGUAGUUUAUUGUUUUUAUUUCAGUUUUCGUUUUGAAUGGGCGAUCUCAGGAGAACUAAUGAUGAUGUCAUUCCAAUAUCGCUGCAGACGCUGCUGAUGUAAUCUGAGUUACAGGGGAUGUCACUGUUCUCUAUUUAUCUGUCAGCCCGUAACUGGGGAAGGCCAUUACCGGACUGUAUCAGUGACAUGCAGGGGACCUUGCACAUGGAUACUAGUGGUGGAAAUCCCUCUCUCACCUCCAUUAGUCUGUGACCCUCCUGCCACAGACAAGCAUGAACAAUGUGGUAUCCUCCUCAUCCGUUUUCCGUUAUGGUGUAGAAGACCGGGCGGAAGACUAAUUACCAUGGACUAAUUACCAUCCUCUAUGAGGAAAACGUCUUCAUCUUUAUUGACGUUUCCUAUCACUUUUACUCACUGUUGUAACUACUCGCUGUGGUACUUCUUGGAAAAUGUGACUUUGUAAUUUCAGCUUUUGUGUACGCAGGGAGAACCUGACGGUCAGUAUCUCUAUCUGGAAUGUCAGUAUUACAAUAUUAUAAAUCGGACUGGAUAGUGAUUUAUUGUUGUGCUGCGGGAAAUUCUUUUAUUGCACUACCUAAAACAAAAUGCAUUGUGAUGGGUAAGCUGUCAUGCAUUUACACAACACCUUGACUGACUUUUAGAUCAUUUUCAUUCCGUGUUAAGGAAAUAUCAGUGUAAAAAGACUUGUGCUCCAGUGUUCAAUUCUGUUCAUUUGGUUCCACUAUUUCUUCCUGAAAGGGAUUGUUUUUUAAGAUCUAAUCAUCCUGUUAUUUUACCAUCUUGGAAUGUCAUAGGUCACUAAUGACUGCCUCCGACUAUGAUUUCAUUACUUUCCUCAGCCAUCGCAGAAACCAUUUUAGUAUAGUCCACUAAAAAACAGUUAAAUAAUGGGCACUUAAGCACCUGAUUUGCAAAAUCAUUUAACAGUUAGAUUAGUUGGAAAGCAGCUCAUUAUCAUGAUGGACUUGUAUAGAGGCUUAUUGGAUUUUGUAUAAUUAUGUGCUGGCUUGCUACAGUAAUUUAUCAUAUUUAUGAAAUGCCACUGAUCGAAAGGUAUUUUAGGUUAUGAUCAUAAACUGCUAUCCUUUUCUCACACUGAGAUUUCAUGUUAAAAUUAAUGGUUUUUUUGGCAGUGGUGAAUUUUUGUUAUUUUAUGACGUAUGGCUGGAUUUGAAGCUGAGCGUAUGGUGCCUUUGUUUGAAUUUGUCUUUUGCAACUGUACAGUGACACUCUGGCACUUUGUAUGCAGUUGAUGGGCAUUGAUUAAUAUGUUUAUGCUGUAAAAUGUUGCCUAUUGAAUUAUGCUAGCAAUGUUUUAAUUGGAAUACACAAUGUAAUUAUUUUAUGAAAGAAUACAAUUGUGUGAAUUGGUUAUUGCUGUAACAUUCUUUUAGUAGUUAGUGGGUGCAGUUUUAUUUUUGUACUAAAUGUGUUAGUGACAGGCAUAAACAGUUUUUUCCAUGAUAAGAUUAGAGUUGCAGAAUUAUUGUAACUUUUAUAAUCUCCUGGUGUUCCACAAGUCAACCUUGGAGUGAGAGAAAUAUUAGCUUUUCUGCACGUCAUUCAUUUAAGGCCACGGGUUACCUGGACAGAUUUUGUUUUUUAAAAUACUGAAUUUUAAGUUUCUGUGGAUCUAACAUUUUAUCUCUUUAAUCAAAGGCUAAAAUAUAUUAACUGUAUGGUGUUGGUUUGAAGAUCCCUAUGGUUUUGUUUUUGAAUUAUACACAUUUGAACAAAUUUAGGAGGCACAACCUAUCUGGGGUGUUUCCUGUUGAAUGUUGACUAUGAGAGAAAAAUGUGGUGGUUGUAUGGCCACUGAUCUUUGAGUCGUAUUAAACAAGAACUAUUGUCUGCAUUUGGACUGAAGUUCCUGAAAAAGUCAGAUUUGCAUUAUGUAAAAAUGAACCUGUAAUAUAAGGGUUAUUUGACCCUUGUGUUGGUGAGUGUUUGAAUCGUCCCACUUGUAUUGUUUUAUAAAAUGUUCUCAGGUGAAUUGUAUAAUGGCCCGGAAUGUUCUGACUGAACUAAAUAUGAAAACAAUAUGUGAAGCAAUGUAUUUCCUGUGUCAUGUUUCUAACAGUCAAAUGUAUUGGGAGGUGUAAAUAUUAAAGAUUUUACACUACUGCCAUUA
Messenger RNA from Esox lucius (northern pike), 4483 nucleotides. Its product is annotated as dual specificity protein phosphatase MPK-4. Gene Ontology annotation, cellular component: cytoplasm. Bases 714 to 1982 code for a protein of 422 amino acids. Lineage: Eukaryota; Metazoa; Chordata; Actinopteri; Esociformes; Esocidae. The transcript has 5 exons. Gene Ontology annotation, molecular function: protein tyrosine/serine/threonine phosphatase activity. Gene Ontology annotation, biological process: protein dephosphorylation. The record is from RefSeq and is a predicted model, not a curated record.